AUGAAUGCUAAGGAGAAGAUGUUGUGCGGCCGUCCAGACUACGCGCUCUGGUACGGAGCGCAGGCGAACCUCGAGACAAACCUAGUUAUUGUUGAAGCCAAGACCAGCGAUGAGAUAGGUAAGAGUGAGCGCCAGGUGCUCGCAUAUAUGGGCCUCGUCCAUGCCGGCCGUAAGGAGCGUGGCAAGAACGACACGACCGUCUACGGAGGACAGUAUUAA
Penicillium psychrosexuale is the source of this 219-nucleotide messenger RNA. RefSeq lists its product as uncharacterized. The record is from RefSeq and is a predicted model, not a curated record. The transcript has 2 exons. Lineage: Eukaryota; Fungi; Ascomycota; Eurotiomycetes; Eurotiales; Aspergillaceae. Bases 1 to 219 code for a protein of 72 amino acids.